GGCCGCCCGUCUUUGUAAGGAGACCACUGAGACUAGCUGGAGUGCUGGAAGCGGCGGCGGCAGCCUCGGCUGCCCUGACUUCCUAAGAAAUCUCAAUGAACUAUUUAGAGAAUCACUGAUCCGGCCUGCAAGAUUUUCUUUUCUUCUUGCACGGCACAGACAUCGAUCAGUGUCUGAAGAUCACAUUUUAUAUGCGAUCUUGACUUUUCCCCCCUUUUGGUCUCACAUUAUAUUUUUAUAGGUUUUGUUAUAAUCAUGGUGCUGGGGAAGGUGAAGAGUUUGACGAUAAGCUUUGACUGUCUCAAUGACAGCAAUGUCCCCGUGUACUCUAGCGGGGAUACCGUCUCAGGAAGGGUGAAUUUAGAAGUUACCGGGGAAAUUCGAGUGAAAUCUCUGAAGAUCCACGCAAGAGGACACGCGAAAGUGCGCUGGACGGAAUCGAGAAACGCCGGCUCCAACACUGCCUAUACGCAGAAUUACACCGAGGAAGUCGAGUAUUUCAACCACAAAGACACGCUCAUCGGGCCGGAGAGAGAUGAGGAUAAUUCCGAAGACGGCUUCCACACCAUCCACUCCGGCAGGCAUGAGUACGAGUUCAGCUUCGAGCUUCCACAAACACCACUUGCUACCUCAUUCGAAGGCCGGCAUGGCAGUGUGCGCUAUUGGGUGAGAGCCGAACUGCACAGGCCUUGGCUUCUACCAGUAAAAUUAAAGAAGGAAUUUACAGUCUUUGAGCAUAUAGAUAUCAACACUCCUUCAUUACUGUCACCCCAAGCAGGCACAAAGGAAAAGACCCUGUGUUGCUGGUUCUGUACCUCAGGCCCAAUAUCCUUAAGCGCCAAAAUCGAGAGGAAGGGCUACACCCCAGGCGAGUCCAUCCAGAUCUUUGCGGAGAUAGAGAACUGCUCGUCGCGCAUGGUGGUGCCCAAGGCCGCUGUCUACCAGACACAGGCCUUCUAUGCCAAGGGCAAGAUGAAGGAGGUCAAGCAGCUGGUGGCCAACCUGCGUGGGGAGUCGCUGUCAUCUGGGAAGACCGAGACGUGGGACGGCCGGCCACUCAAGAUUCCGCCCGUGUCACCCUCUAUCCUGGACUGCAGCAUCAUCCGCGUGGAGUAUGCGCUCAUGGUAUACGUGGAUAUUCCCGGCGCCAUGGACUUGUUCCUGAACCUGCCGCUUGUCAUCGGCACCAUCCCCCUGCACCCGUUCGGCAGCCGUACCUCCAGCGUGAGCAGCCAGUGCAGCAUGAACAUGAACUGGCUUGGCCUGACCCUCCCAGAGCGGCCCGAAGCACCGCCCAGCUAUGCAGACGUGGUCACUGAGGAGCAGCGGCGCAGCAACCUGGUACCCAGCAGCACCUGCGAGGACUUCGAGCGUGCGCUGCAGGGCCCACUGUUCGCCUACAUCCAGGAGUUCCGCUUCCUGCCCCCGCCACUCUACUCAGAGGUGGACCCAAACCCGGAGCCAGCGACCAAUGACAGGCCCUCCUGCCCGUCCCGCUGAGGGCCCAUGGGCUGUGCAGUUCCGAACUGUGGCCCUUGCGGCCGAGGACGAAGAGGCCUUGGAGACGUGAGGUGGCUUGGGGCUAGUGGCUGCCCCAGCCCGGAGGACGCAGCGACAGCGGCUGGGACCUCGAGGCAGGAGGCGCCCACCGGCUCCUUCUUUGAGUUGAAUUUUGCACACGCUCGACGCUUCCCUGUGCGGUUCGAUGUCACUGCAGCUUUGUUCCCAUUCAGCGGAGCAUGACCCUGGGUGGCAGCGGGCGUCUCCGGGCGGCCAUGUCCCCUCCAGCGCAGAUCCCGGCUUCACGGGGGAGCGGAGGGGACGGAGAGGCCACAGCGGGCGGCCGCCUGUCUGUCCCGUGUGAGGCGUGGCCUCCAGCUGCACAGUGAGCAGCGCCACCCUGCCCGAGUCACUGAUCUCAGGUGAACGCGUCACUUGCCAAACAUCGGAAUGCUCUGUGUUUCCUUGCACUGUUCAUUUCUUUUGUUUUUUCCUUUUUCUGUUAUUUGUUGAUUUGGUUGGCUUUUCAGAGAGGGGAAACUUGGAGAUGGGGCACACACCGAGGUGGCAGUGACCACUGAGUGCUGGGACCUGGCCACCCGCUGGGGCUUCGCGGGAGACGCACACCCCACUCACCGCAGGGUCUGCUGCGCCGUUGCCGGGUAUUUUUGGGUUUUUUAAUGGAAAUUAUUUUUUAUAACUUGCUAAAUAAGCAGCUCUGGUUCUAAGAAUAGAUUGUUAAAAUACUAAAGGGGUGACAUUGGCAAAUCAUAGUUUAUUUCCAAGAAAAUGUACAGUUGGACCAUGAUGUGCCAGCAUUCGUGAAAACAGCUGCAGUUUGUGAGGUUCCAUGUGUACUUCUUUUCUUUGGUUUGGUUUUUUUUUGUUUUUUUUUUUUUUGUACCAGGGAUUGGACUCAGGUCCUUGCACGCGCAGCGGGCGGCAAACCACUGAGCUAAAUCCCUGGCCCUCUUGUGUUUUUGAAGAAGGAAUUCCGCUCCGGUAUUUCUCACGAAACUCGGCGUCUUGGCUGUGGCGGGUCGCUGUGGACGCUCUGCCUGAGGCUGAAGAGCAGGGGUCCACGCUGUCUUCCCGCUUCCCACAAAACCUAGGCUUUUCCAUAAGCGGCCUUUGAGAAACAUGAUGACAGUUCAUGUUGAACGCAGUGCUGACAGGAUGAAGCAAGUCCAGCAUAAAAGUGAAUCUUGUUAAAGGGUUUGGGUGCCCUAGCAGACUCGCACCAGAGAAAAAGGAAAUGGGGGUGAAACAUUUAUUUUAUUCCUAAAUCAUUUUGUGAAUGUCGCCCCUCAAGAGAAGCUAGUGGAAUUUUGUGCAACAGGGCAUUUGGUGGAUUUUUCUUCUCGGGGUCGUCGGAGCCCCUCCUGUCCCUGUCUGACCAAGUAGGGAACAAUGUUGUGUGUGUAGUGUGGCACACAGCACACCCCAUCCCAUCCCUGGCUCUGGCCCAGAGUGACACGGAGUUAGGAAACUUUAUCAAAUAAAGUUUUAUUUUCCCCAUUAAAGUAUUUCUUUACUCAUUUAGAGGCAUUACCUUUUCUAUAUAUUGGUCAGUUCCGGAUACAAGGUGUGAGGUUCACAGUUGUAUUCCAUAUUCAAGAUUUCCUGAUUUUUCAAUUAGGAAAAGUCAAAUCCAAAAUACUAGCAAAACAAAGUGCAAUAUUGAAUGUCUGCUUUCCAGAUUAUAUACUAUGGCUGUUUGUAACUUCUCUUUCUGGUUUUUUUUUUUUUAUUUGGUGCUGAAUAUGUAUGUCCUUGUAGGCUCUGUUUUAAGAAAACAAUAUGUGGGAAAUGAUUUACUUUUUCCUAUCGCUCUUCCUUGUGGAAAAUAAAGUGGUUUUUUUUCCUUUUUUGUAUAA
Messenger RNA from Heterocephalus glaber (naked mole-rat), 3377 nucleotides. RefSeq names its product arrestin domain containing 3 (gene Arrdc3). NCBI's taxonomy places the organism in Eukaryota, Metazoa, Chordata, Mammalia, Rodentia, Bathyergidae. Gene Ontology annotation, cellular component: plasma membrane; endosome; cytoplasm. The record is from RefSeq and is a predicted model, not a curated record. Gene Ontology annotation, biological process: protein transport.